Molecule: messenger RNA, 1746 nt
Organism: Verruconis gallopava
Lineage: Eukaryota; Fungi; Ascomycota; Dothideomycetes; Venturiales; Sympoventuriaceae
Exons: 3
Coding region: 1-1746 (581 amino acids)
Biological process (GO): transmembrane transport
Cellular component (GO): membrane
Molecular function (GO): transmembrane transporter activity
Source: RefSeq, a predicted model, not a curated record
AUGGGCUCAUCAAAAGAUCUUGAGAAAUCCGGUGUCGAGCAGACGGAUGUCAUAUAUGCUGACGAUCAUCACCAUCACGACAGCAGACUUGCCGAUGGCGAGCCUGAUACCACAAUAGAUACUACCUGGAAAACAUGGAUCGCCAUCUUUUUGCUUUCCUCCUCCAUCGGCAUCUCCUUCUGGCCUGUGCCUACCACGUCUCCCAUGAUUUCUGUCCUCGCCGCUCAGUUCGGUGAUACUCAAUCAAGUGCUUGGUUUGUGUCGUCUUUCACAACCGGUUGCGCUCUUGGUUUCUUGAUUUCCGGUACAAACUCUGAUCUCUUUGGCCGUCGUAUCAUCGUCCUCGUUGGAAAUGCCCUUUCCGCUGUUGGAUCCAUCGUCUGUGCGACCUCACAUCGAUCAGACCAGUUCAUUGCGGGCAUGGCCAUUCUGGGUUUCUCGUCCGGUAUGAGCCAACUGGGUCUCAUCGGCGUUCCCGAACUGAUGCCGAACAAGUAUCGUCACGUUGGAAUCGUCAUUUCGGACGGCGUUUUGUUUCCAAUUCUCAUCUGCGGACCCAUCAUAGGAAGAUAUGCCAUCAAGGAUGCAACCAGCCGCAACUGGCAAUGGGUCUACUGGGCCUCGUUUAUUUGCAUGGUCAUUAAUUUCGUUGGCAUAUACUUCUGUUAUGUCCCUCCCAAACACCCGCGUGGUGUGCCCUGGAAGCAGGCCAUCGCAGGAUUGGAUUACGUCGGCGCGCUUCUUGUCACCGGCGGUGUCGCUUUGACUCUCAUCGGCAUAGUCUACACAACGUACCGCAAUGCCAGUUCCGCCAUUGUUCUCGGUCCACUGUGCUCCGGUAUUGGCCUCUUGGUGCUGUUUGGUAUUUGGGAGAAUGUCUCAAGUGUGCCUUACAAGCUCUGUCCGCCACAGAUAUUUUCCUAUCACUGGGGAAGGUCCUUCACAGUCCCUUUCAUGUUUGGGGCCGUUAUCACGAUGUACUAUUAUUCAGCCGGCAUUGCUUGGCCUACUAUGAUAUCCGUGUUUUACACCACCCCGACCUCCCCGGUUAGCGAGUCGCUCAUUCUCACUCUACCUUCGAAUCUAGGCCUUGUCGGUGGAGCGCUCAUAUUUGCUUGUACCGGGCAUCACAUUGGACACUGGAAGCUCACAUUGAUCAUUUCAUUCGCACUCGCCGUCGUCUUCGGAGGUCUUCUCGCGCUCGUCACCCCAUACAACAAGAGCCUGAUGAUUGGUAUGAUCUUUUGCCAGCAGUUCUUCUUUGGCUGGGCACAAUACGAAGCCGUUGCCUUUGUUCAGCUUGGUGUAGAGCAGCUCGAUCUUGGCGCCUCCGGCGGUCUUGCUGGUGUUGCUCGUUUCGGUGGCGGCUCGCUCGCCGUCGCGGUGUAUACUAGCGUACUGACAAACAGUCAGUCGAAAAAAGCUCUCGAUCUCGUGGUCAAGGCGGGCAUGGAAAAUGGACUCACAAAGGCCGCUGCUACUCAGCUUCUCUCGGCCCUAUCUCUUGGAGCUCAAGCCAUCGCUGCAGUGCCUGGUAUCAACCCGAACGCCAUUGCCGCAGCGAGCGUAGCAUUCAUGGAAAGCUAUGCGUACGGACUAAAGAUGAUGGCCUUGGCAUCUCUCGGGUUUGGAGGAUUCGGACUGGUGUUGUGUUUGCUCUGCGAGGACAUCGGUCCUAAGAUGAACAACAAGACAAACGUGUUCCUCGAAAAUGACAUUAAUGCGGAAAAGAAUGACUUCCACUGA